This is a messenger RNA of Botrytis fragariae, 315 nucleotides long. RefSeq lists its product as uncharacterized. The transcript has 3 exons. Bases 1 to 315 code for a protein of 104 amino acids. The record is from RefSeq and is a predicted model, not a curated record. NCBI's taxonomy places the organism in Eukaryota, Fungi, Ascomycota, Leotiomycetes, Helotiales, Sclerotiniaceae.
AUGGAUAUUGAAGUUGUACAGGAGAAUGCAGAUGGGUAUAGCCUCGACCCUGAACUUGCAGAUAUUUCAGAAAGUAGAACUUUCUACCUUCCUAAUUCUUCGAUCAUCUUGCACAUGUUUGCACGGAGAAAGUUUACUCCCGUCGACCUCAAUCAACACUGGCUCGACUGGCCAGUCGAAUUCCGGCAACGAGCACGUGUGGGAUUUGAAAGACGAGUAGGAAAUGGCGAAUUAAUAAACACGGAAACCGGCAAAGUAACAUACCUCGAACACAUCUGUCUGGAUUUCUCUAUGCGGCUAGAACCAGAGGUGUAA